Didymosphaeria variabile is the source of this 1389-nucleotide messenger RNA. RefSeq lists its product as uncharacterized. Gene Ontology annotation, cellular component: membrane. Lineage: Eukaryota; Fungi; Ascomycota; Dothideomycetes; Pleosporales; Didymosphaeriaceae. The coding region runs from base 1 to 1389 and encodes 462 amino acids. Gene Ontology annotation, molecular function: molybdate ion transmembrane transporter activity. The record is from RefSeq and is a predicted model, not a curated record. The transcript has 5 exons. Gene Ontology annotation, biological process: molybdate ion transport.
AUGGAUCUCUACCGUAGCACAUUCGCUGGACUACUGCUGUUGAACAGCGUGGUCUUCAUUCGUUCCUACCGUUCCAAGACAGGCUCAUUCGCUGAAGCGCCAAACAACUCAGAAAAGGUCGAGCAUCGAGGAAGAGAAGACGACGAUGCGGAGAGAGUACGACAAUUAAAGUGGAAAUUCUUGCCCGUGUUCUUGCUGGUCAACGGCGCGGACUGGCUCCAAGGACCGUACAUCUAUCCUAUCUACAAAGAUGAAAAGGGCCUCGCGGAAAGCAUGGUAGCUCUCCUCUUCAUGGUGGGCUUCCUAUCAGGCGGCAUCUCUGCCUCCUUCGCUGGAACCAUAGCGGAUCGCUUUGGCCGCAAAGCAGGAUGUCUCGCCUACUGCGUCAUCUACUCUUGUUCUUGCCUCACGCUUCUUACCGACCGGAUUGAGGUUCUCUUCCUGGGUCGCAUCCUUGGUGGAGUCUCUGGAACUCUGCUGUACAGUGUGUUUGAGAGCUGGCUGGUCGCAGAGUACAACAAAUUGAUGAUCGACGACGAAGGAUCGGCCUUGAGCGGCAUCUUCAGCAUGAUGACUACCCUGAACAGCUUCGUCGCGAUCGUCGCUGGUAUUGUGGCUGGAUGGUUAGUCGACCACGUCGGCACGGCUAAAGCACCUUUCAUGGCUUCGCUGGGAUGUAUGUCGAUCGCUUUCAUCGCCAUCUCCAAGACUUGGUCUGAGAACUAUGGCUCCCGACAGGAAAGCUCUGCGGAGGCUACGAGCCUGCUCGCAGAAGAGGCCAAGGAGGAGCAUGUGCAAGCGCCUGCAAGAUCCGCUGUGCAGCUCAUACUCGGAGACAGAAACAUCCUCACUCUGGCACUGACGUCGUGCUUCUUCGAGGGCACACUGUUCUUGUUCAUUUUCUUCAAGUUUCCGGCAUUAAAACUCUGCCAUGAGCUCUCAGGAUCCACAACCGACUUGCCUUUCGGCCUGAUCUUCGCCAUCCUCAUGUGUUGCAUGAUGUUUGGCUCUAUGCUAUACAGCAAUCUCUCUGCUUCAGCGUCGUCACUGCCGACCAAGCAGAUCCUCAUCUACACCCUUGUCGCUGCCUCGCUCUGCUUUUUCCUACCCGCGCACAUCCGCGAGGAAAAUGUGGUCCUCUGGUGCUUUUGCAUCUUUGAGGUCUGCUGCGGAAUCUAUUACCCAUCCAUGGGGUCGCUCAAGAGCAAACUAAUCGAGGACGGCAUGCGUGCAAGCGUCUAUACCAUUCUGAGAGUACCCCUCAACGCCUUCGUUGUUCUGGCUCUUAGUAUGACGCAGGAAGGCGAGCAUCACCGCAACAUGGUCUUUACGCUCUGCAGCGGCUUGCUGCUAGCGGCAGCCUUGGUGGUCUAUCGCAUUCUUGCGUGA